GCUCGCGUGUUUCUCCGGGGCUUUGGAAUUAAUGUUCUGCUCCACCGAACUUUCCGCGUUUUCCGUUUUAUUCAUUCUAUCGUUCUUUUGUUCUCUUUUUUCUUGUUUCUUUUAUCUUGUUCAUUUUAUCUUUCUUUUUUUUUUUAUCACGAAGAAAGGAAAAAAACCAGCAGCGUUAAUAUCGGUAUACAUACAUUAUAUGUCUGAUAAAAACCUUCGAUUGCGAUUUAUUUAAUUUCGAUUUACGAUUUUAUUAAUUUCAUUUUUAAUUGUAUCGAUUAAAGACUGUAUACAACUUUAAUACAUUAUUAUCGUGAAGUAAUAAUUAUACAAUAUAAAUUUGUUUCGCUAUUACCCCAUUCAAAAUAUUCCAAACAUUUAAUUGUAAACAGAGAGAAAGUGAAAAGAUGAAUGGACGUGGUUACUAACAAAAUAAUCCGUGAAUGAUCCGUGAAACUACGUAGUUACUUUGUAGUUUACACAUUCUUUCUUGCGCAACUUGCGGACGAUUGUGAGACGAGAGAAAGAAUCAAGGGAGAUUAUCUCUCUACCUCCAGAGCGUCGUCUGACGACCAAAGAAAUUCAAUUAAGCGUCUAGCAAGCGAUUAAUAGCCCACUCGAAAAUGUUCGCUGGUGCUUACGAGAAGAACGUCCACCAGACGAUAAAAAAAAGAGGACGAGAUAGAGAUAGAGAUAGGGAGAGAGAGAGAGAGAGAGAGAGAGAGAGAGAGAGAGAGAGGGAGGGAGAGAGAAGGAAUCAUUGCGUAUCGAAGACCUCUAACAUCGUUUUCUUUUUCCUUUAAAAAAUAUAAACAAAAAUAGAAUGAAGGUCUCUUUUUUCUGAUAUUUUCAACGAGUCGUGUGUUUUCUAAUCCGCAAUUUUCGUCGGACGAAUGACGAAGCUCGAAACGUAGAGAAAACGAGAACGAAAAAAAAAGAAAUAUUUUCGAGAGAACGAAUCCAGUCUGCUAUCCUAGCUGUUGUUGCGAGAGAGAAAGAGAGAGAGAGAGAGGGGGAGAAAACGUGAGACAAUAUUAUCAGCGCUUCCAACGGAGCAGAGUAAACUUUGAAAGAGAGAGAGAGAGAUCAAACGAUUGGACGAUAGAUAGAUCGUCGAGAGAAAGUAAAUCGACGUAUAAUGUCUCUCUUUUUGGCGUUUAACGAGAGGAUGAAGAUCAGAUCUACGAAUGAUACGGUCUUCUCUUCUAUGGACCAAUCGAGAGGGAAACGCGAUCAGGGAUAGUCGAUUUCUCCAAAAGAUACGAUCUCAGAGUUUCGAAGGUGUAUGCUGUGUGCGCGCGUGAGAGUGACUUUGAACAGUGUUGGAAUACGGGUCUUCAAGAAAGGGAGUGGGGUGAAACGAGAAAAGGAUUAAGGUCAGGGUGGAGACGCGCCUAUCAUCGUCGUCGUCCUCAUCGUCGUCGUCGUCGUCGUCAUCGUCUUCUUCUUCUUCUUCUUCUUCUUCUUCUGCGUUCCACGUUUAUCUCCUCGCAAGCUCUCACCCUUCACGGACUUUCUUUUUCAUCACAAAGCUUGCUAAAACGCGUAGAUGAAGCUCGUAAACACGAGAGAGUAAAGGGAGCUGCGAUCACGGAUAUGACGAUACGAUGAUGCGAGAUCCGCAAAGACGGAAACGAGCUGCUGGGAGUCGGCGAAGCCUGACUCUUAUAAUUCAGGCUCUGCUGAUACAAAAUCUCAGUGUACUAAGAGCUAUAGGACAAACAUCGGAAUGUCCACCAACGGAAUCCAUACCAGGUUGUCCUUGCUAUAAUUUCCAGGAUGGUCUCUUUCUCGAAUGCUCUGGCGCCACGGAGGAGACCCUACGGAGUACUUUGCAAGCUGUUAUAACGGCGACUGGAGCAGAUACGAUAAUACAGUCCUUGAGCGUCUACGAAUUGGAUAAAAGCAUCGAGAUAUUGAAAGAAGGCUGCUUUCCGGCGGAAACACAAAUAAGACAUUUGCAAAUAUCGCAUUCGUCGUUGAAAGAGAUCAGCGAGGACGCCUUUUCUAAUCUGAGGAAAAGUUUAGAAUCUCUAGCUCUUUUGUCCGGACGUUUGACACACGUACCACAGAAAGCGUUGUCCGAUUUAAAAAAACUCGAUGCCCUUCACCUUGAAUCAAAUUUGAUUCAAGAUCUCUCUUCGUACUGUUUCUAUGGUCUGAAAUUAUUGAAAUUGAGUUUAAAGAGCAAUCAAAUCUUGAAGAUAUCGGAAUACGCGUUCGCCGGACUGGAGGACAGUCUAAGCGAUCUGGACCUAGCCGAGAAUAAGCUCAAGUUAUUUCCGAUGGCACCACUUAGGAGACUCGAAAGCUUGGCCUCUCUUCGACUUUCCUAUAACGAAAUCUCUGAAUUACCGGACGAUGGUUACAGUCUCCUUGGUUCCUUACUGAUUCUCGAUCUGAGUAGCAAUAAUUUUGAAAAAUUGUCAGAGAAUUGUUUCAGACCUUGUCCAAUAUUACAUACUCUUUCCCUUUACUACAACUCCAUCGAAGCAAUUCACAAAGAUGCUUUUAUAUCAUUGAAAGACUUGGAAUCGAUAGACCUAAGUCACAAUAAAAUAGUUUUUCUCGACGUGACUACUUUUAAAAGCAACGAGAGACUUCGCACGAUCGAUCUCAGUCACAAUCAUAUCCAUUAUAUAGGCGGAGUAUUCGCGAGGCUACCAGAAUUGAGAGAACUUUAUCUCGCGGAAAAUAAUAUUCUCGAAAUUCCUGGAGACGCGUUCGCCGGCAGUGUCAGUCUCGCGGUGGUUUAUCUUCAACAAAAUGCUAUCAGGAGAAUCGACGCGAAGGGUUUAGCCAGUCUGACUCAACUGGCACAAUUGCAUCUAAGUAACAAUUACAUCGAAAAGGUACCGCGAGAUUUUCUCGAUCAUUGUGAAAAUCUUUCGUCAUUGUCUUUGGAUGGCAACAAAAUUCGUGAACUUCAACCGGGCACUUUCGUUAAGUUGCAUCAAUUAAGGGAAUUGAGACUGCAGGACAAUCAAAUAACCGAAGUGAAAAGAGGAGUAUUUUCGCCGUUACCCUCUUUGCUCGAGCUUCAUCUACAGAACAACGCGAUCACGGAUAUGGAGACUGGCGCGUUGAGAACAUUGAAUAGUCUUCAACACGUUAACUUGCAAGGAAAUCAGCUGACGAUGCUCGGCGACGUCUUUCAGCUAUCCGCUUCCGAAUCCUCAUCCGGUGGGAGUUCUCUGGUGUCGAUUCAAUUGGACAGCAAUGCUCUGGCCGUGUUGCACAACGAUUCUCUACGCGGACAGGCUUCCGUUAGAAUUAUGUGGCUCGGUCAUAAUAAAUUAACACACUUGCAAGCUCCUCUCUUCCGAGACUUGCUCUUGGUCGAACGACUGUACUUAACGAAUAACUCCAUAUCUAAGAUCGAAGAUUCCGCGUUCCAACCGAUGCAAGCACUGAAAUUCCUCGAGCUAAGUAUGAAUAAGCUCGGUCAUGUAACUGCACGCACCUUCUCCGAACUUCACAAGCUCGAGGAAUUGUAUCUCCAGGACAAUGGACUCCGUAGAUUGGAUCCUUACGCUCUGACGGCUCUGAAAAAAUUACGAGUGUUGGAUUUGGCGAAUAAUCAUCUCGCCGUACUACAAGACACUAUGUUUCAAGAGGAUCUACCGAUAGAAACGCUCAAUUUGAAGAAUUGCUCUAUAACGAGCGUAGAAAGCGGCGUCUUCGGUGGUCUCCUGAAUUUGUCUUACCUCAAUUUGGAAGAUAAUUUGAUAACCGCCGGCGCUCUUAUUCGUCUCCACGCGCCAGGACUUCGAACGUUGCUCGCCUCCGGGAAUAAUUUCAGUCACAUCAUGGAACACAGUCUGAACGGCCUGCCUUCCCUUCAGGAGCUCAUCAUCGACGAUGCACAAAUAUCGAAAUUACCCGAGACUAUUUUCCUUUUUAAUAGAAAUUUGGCACGGCUGCAUCUCAAUCGGAAUCUUCUCAGAGCUCUACCACCUGGCAUCUUCGACAGAUUGUUAUCGCUCCGUGAGAUUCGUUUAGAUCGCAACCGGUUUCUGGACAUUCCCUAUUCCGCAUUGGCAAACGCACUCAACCUCGAAAUACUCACAUUAUCCAACAAUGAGAUAGUUAAUGUGGACGUGGCCAGCUUUGUUAGUUUAAAGUAUUUGAGAGAAUUGGACUUGAGCCACAAUCGGAUAGACACAAUGUCUGGCUUUGCCAUAGCCAAUCUAUCCCACUUGCUCUCCGUGGAUCUCAGUCACAAUUACUUAAACGCUUUACCUGCUAACUUCUUCGCACAUUCGUCGAUGUUACGACGCGUCAACCUAUCGGAAAAUAAAUUCCGACAAAUACCAGCGGUCGCUCUAUCCGGACAAAAUCUCCCCGGUCUCGCCUGGCUGAAUCUAACAAGAAAUCCGCUCAAUAGAAUCCACGAUCUACCCUCGGAGGCUAUGUAUCCGAUCCUACAAGAGAUUCACAUAUCUGGUACCAAUCUGAGCAUCGUCACGUCACAAGAUUUCGAAGCUUUUCCGGCUCUUCAACAUCUCUUUCUAGGUCAAAAUUGCAUCCUAAGAGUAUCGCCAGGAGCAUUUCGUAGCCUACCAAAUCUAUUGACCCUCCAUCUAGGUAUGAACAGCCUAGAGAUUUUACCGAAAGAGAGGCUCCAAGGUAUGGAGCAUCUGCGAAUACUGAAUCUCACGCACAAUCGAUUAAAGGAACUCGAGGAAUUUCCAAAGGAUCUUAAGUCUCUUCAGGUACUGGACCUAUCCUACAACCAGAUCGGUAUCGUUGGCAAAGUGACGUUCAAGAAUUUAAUUAGCCUGGUCGAGCUGCAUCUCUAUGGUAACUGGAUAAACGCGAUCUCCAGCGAAGCAUUUAAGCCUUUGAAGAAACUACGGCUUCUCGAUCUAAGUAGAAAUUACUUGGAGAACCUUCCGCUGAACGCUUUCCGACCUCUCGAGACACAAAUACGAAGUCUUCGAGCCGAAGAAAAUCCCUUACAUUGCGGAUGCGAGUCACAGGAGUUGUGGGAAUGGCUGAGGGAUCAUCAAAAGUUGGUCGGUGGAGUAGGUCGCGGUCGCGGCCGUGGAAGAAACGGUGUCGGAGUGGGUGACGUCGAGGGUGGUUUACUGAAAUGUGAGCAGCCACCGGAGCUUCGUGGACUCGUCUUUCUCGAUCUCGACCCUCAUGCUUUUUGUUCCGCUCCUCUUGUCCUCAAACUUGCGAUACAGGACAUACAGCCUUUCUCGGUGUUGGUAUCGUGGCAAAGCAGAAAUCAUUCGGGACUUCAUGGUUAUCAAGUGGCCUAUCAUGCAUUGGAUAAUGUCGCCGAGGUGAGUGUACGUGGUAAAUUAUUAGAUCCAAAAGCACGCUCGGUGAAACUGACAAAGCUGUCAUCGGACACUCGAUACCUGAUCUGCGUAUUAGGUCUCGGUAGUUGGGGUACACCGAUCCCAGAGGAUAUCGGUGCCUGGCAGUGGAAUUCCUCUCAUGACGAUUUAAUCGAAGGAUCAACGUUACCGGUUAUGUCCGACUCACCAACAAGUCGAUGUACCGAGGUUAGAACGUUGGAUGCUCCGGAUUCGAUAGUCGGUGAUGGUACCAUGAACGAUAGAGGAGGUCUCGCUAGUAUUCUAACGAGACGCUUGGGUUUGAUAGUCGGUAGCUGCAUGGGAUUCGUUGUCUUUAUAGUGUUAAUCUCAGUAUUAGGUUACAUGAAGAUGAAGAAGCAAAGGGCUGCCAUUAAGAGGGAUCAACCGAUAGCCUCAAACCCACCGGAGUACAUGUCCUACAGGCACUUUUCCUUGCAAAGCGGCGAUCGAGCAGAGAAUCCAUGUCCCAGCUUUAUCAGCAACAUCGGCACCACACCUUUGAACUCGUAGCACAAGCCGAACGAGUCUCGCAAGCACGAAUCUCGCGAGCACGAUAUUGAGAUGAAGAGCGUUUCGACAUACACAGGUAUCUUCGGCUAACUUAUUCGCUAUCGAAAUAACGACGACCGUCCAAACGUCGAGUAGUCGAGGAUAUCGGCCCGCUCGGAAAACGAAUCUCGGGAAGAAUCUGCUUCUGAUCGGUGCGUAAAACAUGGACGUUUUUUCAUCGUGGCACGUUAUACAAACAAAAAGAAAAACGGACGAGUAUAUAUGUUUCUUUUUCGAGAUGUCGCAAAAUGUUCGUUUUUCGAAACUCGCCAAUAAAUUCGAAUCCGGACAUCGAACUUUCUCAUCUACGCGAAAAUCAACGUAGAACCAUGAACGAUUUAUCACCACAGAAGAUUCUUACGAUGCUCGUAAAACUUCUUCUUCUCUCUUCUAUUUCUUGUUUUUUUUUUAUUUCUUUUUUUCUCUCUUGUUCUUCUUUUUUACAUCCUUCAACUCGGACGCUGCCUGGUUAAACUAACUGUGCCAAAAAGGGAUCGGAAACUUGCUACUUGCUUUUCUUCCAAUCCUUCGAAAUCCUCUAAGAUCGACCAAUCGACAAAGGAGGAAACUUUAAGACGAAGACUUUUGAAAUAAAUAGACAGAGAAACGCGAUAAUAGUUAAAGAAGAUCGAUCGUCCUUCGAUCGUUCAUAUUUACUACCAAGCAACAACGCAACGACUUCCAUAAAACUUCGAAUCGCUUGCGCGCGAAGACUGAUUUUUUAAGUGGUUUAUUCGAUUCUCGUCACUACAAUACUUCCCGUCUUACGAUUUUAAAUCUCAUCGGUGUACGAUAUGAAGGAAAGAAAUCAUUGUAAAUAAAAUCAAAUGAAAUAAAUGAAAAAUAAAGAGAAGAAAACAAAGGAAAAUGCGACUUAACGAUUGUUCGUACAAACGUGUAUAUCUAACGAAAAGAAAAACAUAAAUUAAUAAAUAAAUAAAUAAAUAAAUAAUUAAGUAACAAGAAAUUCCGUUUCCAUAGUGCUGCGAAAGCAAUAUUACACUUAUUCAUAACGAUAGUUCUUAUGAACAGCACUAACGGCGAAAUAAAGGAGGUAUGUUCGGUUCCGGACACACGGAAAAACACUUUAGAAUUAAAGAAUUGUCAAAGUUCAUGUGUGAUUCCUGCCAAACGAAAAAGAAAGAGAGGAAGAGUGAGAGAUCAGACGUAAUCAAUCAAUUGCCAAAACUGUUGACUGUGUACGAAAGCGUUACGAAGAAUCAGUAUAUUGUAUAUAGAUAGAGAAUAUGUAUACACUUAACAAUUCUUUAUUAUAGUCUAGGCUUUCGUUUAAUAAAAAUUCGUCAAAACUAA
Molecule: messenger RNA, 7196 nt
Organism: Vespula vulgaris
Lineage: Eukaryota; Metazoa; Arthropoda; Insecta; Hymenoptera; Vespidae
Product: chaoptin-like
Exons: 6
Coding region: 1608-5843 (1411 amino acids)
Cellular component (GO): extracellular matrix
Molecular function (GO): protein binding
Source: RefSeq, a predicted model, not a curated record